Ambispora leptoticha is the source of this 198-nucleotide messenger RNA. The record is from the annotation of a GenBank genome assembly. Lineage: Eukaryota; Fungi; Glomeromycota; Glomeromycetes; Archaeosporales; Ambisporaceae.
AUGAAUAAUAAUGAAUGUGUCAUUAGAAGCAACGAUAAAAAUGUUGGUGAAGAGAAUGGCGGCGAAGAAAAUUAUUUCUCAGAUACUGUGAAAGCUCUCUUACAAGAAUUCUCAUCGAUUAAAAAUCCUGGCGGAGAAGAUGAACACUUAGAAGAAUGCAUUCGUAACUGGUUUUUUAAACAUAAAGAAUUUACCGAA